AUUAUCAGUCGCGACUGAACAGGAUUUGGGCUCACCGCGAAACAACACAUUGAACACGACACCGACCCCAGAGCGGCCACACAUCGCAAGCCUUGCCCGGUUGCAGAACACAGGAGGCAUCGGUCACGAUGGUCGGCAAGAAAUCAGGGCGCGCGCUCUUGAGAGAAGAAGGGCUGGCGCGCACGGACAACAAUAUGGGCUUUUCGACGUGGCCGCAAAUCAACAUGAUCAACCAGAAAAACUACUACACUGAAUUCUUAAAGCGUGACGACCAAGUACUGGCAUUGCGAUUACAGCAAGAAGCGGCGCUGGACAGACGAAAGAAAGCGGCUGUCGACCUUGACCGAGCGCGCGCACAAAAUGGCGAGCAAGCCGGAGUCUACCCGGAUGUCGAGCCAACCUUGGAUGACGAUGUGGCCAUGGACGACAUCUACGGCGAGAAUUAUGGCGAGAAGACAAUUGUGAUCCACGUCGGCAGCCAAAACUUGCGCCUCGGACUUGCCACCGAUGCCCUGCCAAAGACCGUGCCAAUGGUAAUCGCUCGAAAAGCUGACCGCACCGAAGCAGAAGACUCUGAACCAGUGCCGAAGCGUAUCAAGCUGGACGACGAUGCGCCCUCUGAAGAGUGGUUCGGAGAAGAAUUUGCGAAAGAAUACGAUGGCAUGGCUGCACAGUUCAAGACAGCGAGACGGCACAACAAGCGCCGUGUCCUGCCCAAUUCCCGCGAGCUUGUAACCAAAUGGAACAGCACUACACCGCCAGAUGUGAUCUCCAAGCACAAUGAUCCAGUUGAAAUAGACUGGACUGAGACCAACAAUGCACCAGACUACAUUGUCGGGGCAUCAGCUCUACGAAUACCAGAGAACUCGCGACCCAAAUAUCAUCUCCACUGGCCAAUGCGUAAUGGAACUCUCAAUGAAAAGGACUACAAGAGUCGCAAUAUGCUUGAACGAGACUUCUUCCGCAUCUUGGAAGAGAGUAUCAAGACGGAACUUGGACUGGUCCAUAAGAAGGACUGGAAUCAGUAUUCCUGCGUCUUUCUCAUUCCAGAUCUUUAUGAGAAAGUGAAUGUCGCCACCGUACUCCGCGAGCUGAUGAUCGACUUCAAUUUCGGACGCGUAUGCUUCAUGCAGGAGUCACUUGCAGCAACCUUCGGAGCCGGCUUCAGUACGGCCUGUAUGGUUGAUAUGGGCGCGCAGAAGACAACAGUAUGCUGCGUCGAAGACGGCAUGUGCAUCGAAGAGUCGCGCAUCAACAUGAAGUACGGCGGUUACGAUGUGACCGAAACCUUCGUAAAGAUGAUGCUGUUCGACAAAUUCAACUACAGUGACUUCAACCUCAUGCGGCGGCACGACUUCCUGCUUGCUGAGGAGCUCAAGGAAAAGUACACGACCAUGAGCGACGAGAACAUCACAGUGCAGCUAUUUGACUUUCACCUUCGAGCAUUUGACCAGCAGACGAGGAGGUAUCAAUUCAAGAUAUACGACGAAGGGAUGCUUGCGCCAAUGGGCUUUUUCCGACCCGCCAUCUUUGACGUCUCCGAAAAGUUGGCCGGACGCAGACAACUCAUACCGGCUUCCGUGGACUUGUACGAUGGCAAGCGGAAUGACCCAGAUUCGAGGGCCCAGGAAGAUGUCCGCACCUAUGCAAAGACGAUUCCGUCUGCCAAUGUGGCGCCGUCUAGCGAGCCCGCACGUCUACUUGGGACGCCAAUUGCACAGCCUACCCCACAAAAGCAGCGGCCUCUCGGUAUUCCCAGCUAUCUCAACGGCGACAAUGAAGGCACGCCAAAGUCAUCGAUUGCCGGAUCUCCACCGCCUGCUGGCACACCAAUGCCAAAUGAUAACGACGACAACGCCAAUGGAGAAGGCUUUGGCGACAGCGCGGCCGUGCCUGAGGACGACAGCAAAGAGCGGAUCGUUCCCGUCAUGCCACUCGACGAGGCCAUUAUCAGGUCAAUUGAACGCGCAAGCGAGCUGCCAAACGGCCAGGUCGAUGAAAGGAAAAAGCGUGAUCUGCUGGGCAGUAUCAUGUUGAUCGGCGGUGCAUCGAAGACCCCAUAUUUGCAGAACUACUUGGAACUGCAGCUUCGUGGUCGUAUGCCCCAGUACCCGAAGGAGAUCCUGGUCGCUCCACCGCCAAGAGAACUGGAUCCUUCGGUGAUCGUAUGGAAAGGAGCAAGUGUCUUUGGCAAGCUGAGAGCAACCAACGACAGCUGGAUCUCACCUCUGGAGUACGACCGGUUGGGUGCGAGAAUCCUGAACUACAAGUGCAUGUUUCACUGGUGAGCGCGGCAGGUGGGAUAUUAGCGACCCUCGCCAGCCAAGUCGCACAUGGAGGACACGCUAGAAUACAUCUCAGAGUCCAUCACGAGCCUCUUCUGGGGGCUGCCAAGGCUGCCUUCCGCAAUAUUAGAACCCUCCGUCCUCUGGAAAUGACAUCUACGUGCCUGCCCAC
Molecule: messenger RNA, 2457 nt
Organism: Pseudocercospora fijiensis CIRAD86
Lineage: Eukaryota; Fungi; Ascomycota; Dothideomycetes; Mycosphaerellales; Mycosphaerellaceae
Exons: 4
Coding region: 129-2288 (719 amino acids)
Biological process (GO): regulation of DNA-templated transcription; double-strand break repair
Cellular component (GO): Ino80 complex
Source: RefSeq, a predicted model, not a curated record